AUGGCUACGCCAAGGCUCCCAUUUCUGUAUCCGAAUUUGAUGCGCGCUGUUCGGUCAUGUGAACCGAGCACAUAUCGUUCCUUACGAUUCCCAUACCCUCCCAAUCGCCGUUUCCAUAUCAGUCGCCGGCAUGAGCGCGAAGCCUACCAGCGACGCUAUGGUCCAGCAGUCGAGCCCAGUGUUCCCGCAGCGUCGCGACUAAAGAAAUCUUCAUCUGAUCAGAUUCCGGAAGAAAUUCCAGCGCAGAAUGAGAGUCAGGAUGCCUCCGAGCAGGAGGGAGCUUCUCCGGAGGAAUCACAAUCGGACCCACCCCAAGACAACCAGGACGCGGCCAACAGCUCUUCCUCUGCGAGCCCAAACUUAGAUCAGCAAGAAUCGAUCGAAUCGAAGAAAGACGAUCCUCCGACAGAUCGAGAGCCACACGAAGAGUCGGCGGCAGAGGAGCAUUCCGAGCAGGACCAGGCCUCGGCUUCGUCAACAUCCACUUCUGGGAACCCGCCUGAAGAGAAUACCGAAUCCUCUCCAUUCUCCGGCCAAACACCAUUCGAUGAAGUCCUUCAUAUGCCCUCGCCGUCCGUCUACCUCACCCCUUCCGGGGAACACUCUUCGUCUGACGAUCGCCCGCCACAUCUUUCCCCGGCACCCUAUGUACACCAUUUCGAUACGUACUCCUUGGUCCAGGAUCUUUCUAAAGGAGGUUUCAGCAAUGAGCACUCGACUACCAUUAUGAAGGCCGUGCGGGCCAUUUUACAAAACAAUCUAACUCUUGCGAACGAGAGCCUGACUUCCAAAUCUGACGUUGAAAACGAGGAGUAUUUGUUCAAAGCAGCGUGCUCUGAGCUACAGUCAUCACUUCAAACAGCCCGUAACUCCGAAGUGCAACAUCAGCGCUCAUCACGUACACAACUGCAACACGACACGGACAUCAUUUCGCAGCGUCUCAGCCAGGAACUGGCGGGCAUGAGAGAUGAGAUUAAGGGCAUGUUCAACGACCAUAAGAUGAUUACCCGCGAACAGCAGCGGAGUAUCGACACCUCCGUUCAGGAAUUAAACUACAAGAUCACUGUUUCGCUUAACAGUGAUGGAAAGAGCGAGAUUGAAGGCCUUCGGUGGAUUUUGACACGACGUGCAGCUUUGACCGUCGCCAUUUGUGCCUUCAUGAUCAUUGUUUUCCUGAAGUACGCCUCCACUCUUAAGGUUCAUGAACCCGCAAAGGUCAAGGAAGUGGAGAAGCCCGUUGUCACCAAAGAAGUCGCUACGGAAACCAGGGUGGUCCAUGAUAAUGAUACAACGACUAUCCCGUCAACUUCGGAAGCCCACCUAGGCGAGUCCCUUGGUUGA
Molecule: messenger RNA, 1341 nt
Organism: Penicillium antarcticum
Lineage: Eukaryota; Fungi; Ascomycota; Eurotiomycetes; Eurotiales; Aspergillaceae
Product: CCDC90 family protein
Exons: 2
Coding region: 1-1341 (446 amino acids)
Cellular component (GO): mitochondrion
Source: RefSeq, a predicted model, not a curated record